UCGAUAGAAAGCGACGUUGAACAAAAGAAGAUUUUUUGCCAUUAAUGAGUCAAUUAUUGAAUUGUGCAAGAAAGUGUGUUUAUUUUUAGUCUCUUGAAACUCAUGGUGCUAUCGAUGCAAGAUGUCUGGUUACGCGGAAAACCCUCAGGGAGCUCCACAGCAACCACCGCUGUCACGUAUUAUUACCAGAAAAUCCUUGUCGAUUAUUAAAUAUCUAAUUCUGCUGUUAAUGGUCAUGUGUCUGAUUCUGGAGAUAAUCGCAAUUGUUCUCGGUGCCAGCACAGGCAAUGUUUUUGCGGAAUUUCAACUAUUUUUGGAUAACCAAUUCCACGCGUUGGCAACAUUUAUUGUUGUUCUUGGAAUCUUCAUGUUGCUUGUUGUGCUGUGCGGAUGUAUUGGAAUAAUGCUGGAAAAUAUGUCCGCUGUCGGGAUAUUCAUCGUUGUUUAUUCUAUGAUGAUCGUGCUAGAAAUCAUCAUAGUAAUUUCCACCUACUCGCUAAUUCGGAACACAUACCGCUUGUUGGAAGUGCGUAUGAAGAGUGUAUUUCUGGAUUUUUACCGCGAUCGAAAUUCACACCGCUCGGUUAACCAUAUGCAACAAAGGCUACAAUGCUGCGGACUUGAGAAUUACUCUGAUUGGUACAACUGGCCACAUCAUGAUGACUCCCAGAGCACGGUUCCAAUGUCCUGCUUCGCCUCACCUCAGUUUGAAGUCCCGUUCGAAGUGGGCUGUUUAAACCGCAUGAAUGAACUCAUUGGGUAUCUGCUCAAUGUCUUAGCCUCCGGCACAAUAGUUGCUAUCAUUUUUCAGGUGAUAUGUGUUGUUAGUGCGGUCGUUUUCACGAUCCAACUUCGCAACUAUCGGAAACACGAAGCAAUCCGUGUUGCCGCCAGUGCUAAUACACCACCCAUAUUUCGGUUGGAUCCCAUCCCAGAAGAAAAAACUCCUAUUUAAGGUUUUGGUUACAAUAAAUGCGAUUUUUUCGAGAAAGAAAAAUUAUUACAGUUGGUCUUUUUUAUGCCGUCUCAUCAUUUACACACAAAACUGUUCCAUUCUUUUCAGCGAAGCAAAGUCAAAG
Messenger RNA from Wyeomyia smithii (pitcher-plant mosquito), 1079 nucleotides. RefSeq names its product tetraspanin-3-like. The record is from RefSeq and is a predicted model, not a curated record. Bases 122 to 955 code for a protein of 277 amino acids. Gene Ontology annotation, cellular component: membrane. The transcript has 4 exons. NCBI's taxonomy places the organism in Eukaryota, Metazoa, Arthropoda, Insecta, Diptera, Culicidae.